Molecule: messenger RNA, 4185 nt
Organism: Marchantia polymorpha subsp. ruderalis
Lineage: Eukaryota; Viridiplantae; Streptophyta; Marchantiopsida; Marchantiales; Marchantiaceae
Source: the annotation of a GenBank genome assembly
AAGAAUCUGCCAGCUGGAACGUAAAUUCACCGUGCUUCCAAAGUGAAAGCGAGAACACUGACAUCAGAAAACGAGGACACUGUCCUGUUUAAGCGGUGCCUCCAGAUUAGGGAAGGUUUUCAUCCGGGCAGGAUGUGUGCAAGGUCAACGACGGGCUCGGGAGGCCGUCUCUGAUUUAGACGUGGUUUUGGUGGUGGACCAGAGGAUUCGCUCACCUAGUGGGACACUUGGCAGUGCAAAUGCAGGCAGGGGACAUUGGCCGGUUCCCUUUCUUGCUGUGAACUGUGCACGGAACCAUGUCCGCGUCGAUCGUCGUCGUCGAGCGCUUGUGCUGCAGGCUUUGGACGUGGUCUUCGACGGCCCUGGCUGUCCGAUCGACCGAGAAGAGUUGCGGUAUGGAAAUUUGUGGUUGAGGUGGGUGGUUUAGUUUGAUCGAUUAGAUUAGAUGUUUGCAAAACUGGUCAUCGAGUUUGAUGGAAGAUCGGGCACGAAGGAGUGUUUUCUGUAUUCAGGUCAGAUGAGUACUCUUAAGAGUGUACAGUUUUUUGCAGGGAGAAAUUCGAAUCCUCAUCAUUCUGAUUCUCCUCAUUGUAGUCUAUUCGAGUGAUUUCGUGCUUCCAAACCUUCCUGUUCCAUACAGCUCCAAUCGGUGGUAUUAAUAUUGAAGAAUUUCCUUUUUUUGUCGGAAGACUCUGCUCUUGAGUCUAGAAUUGAGAUUUCUCGGGAAUUGGAGUGCAUGCAUAAUCUGCUGAAGAUUUUCUGCCAUCUUUUUGAAUAAGAGCUACUUUUUAUUUGCAAUGUUUUUUUUGGUGGAUGUGUUGAGUGUGGAUGGUAUGAUAAUUUGCCUUUUGUAAUUCAUGAAACCCUGACAGACAGCCUUGCUGUCUUUGGUCAACAAAUCUUUUGACUUAGAACUUUUCCAACAAUGAAUGAAUGAUUAGCUAGCAAUAUUCUUUGCCAUUGAAUUUGUCUUAAGAAAGGUUGGAAUUUUUCAUCUGGCUGGGACGGACUCAAUGAAACCUCGACAUGGAGCAAGAGCAGGCUACUCCGCAUCCUCGCUACCAUACCGAUUUGAACAAGUGCUUAUAAUUCAAAUGAGAGGACUGUCCCGCUUAUCCAUGUAGACUUUUGUAUGGAUAAAGUCGAGAUUCACAGAAAAAAACAAGAAACUAAGAGCAGCUGUUGGGAAAGUGAAAAGAGUACAGUGUUACAUUACAGGAAAUUCUGAAAUCAUCUGCCCUGGAAUGCAUAAUUAUAUGGGACAACAUUGAGCUCACAUGACAGGUUUUGGAUGAUGAUUUCAUGGGAUGAAUUAUACCUUCUGCUGCAAGUUUGUGUGGUGCAACUCUCACACCGAAAAGGAGGAGUAGCACGACAUUUGAAACUGAAUUACUGUUGGAAGAACAAGAGCAGGAGUGCAGUAACGUACCUUGCUGGUCGAAAGUUGAAAAGGUUUGCUUUGGAAGUGGUAAACAUGGGGGAAACGUUCGAAAGAAUACCACUGGAAGCUGAAGGAGAAAAUUAUGGGGAAGACCCCUCAAGUCCAGGAAAACUACGUAAAGUGAUACCUCUUCAAAACUUUUUAAAAAAUUCAGAGGGCAGCGGCAACCUGGAAGUAGUGAUGGAGCAGGAGCUUUACCUGGAAAAGUUUGGCUAUGUGAACGUGGUUCUAGUUCGAGAUUGUCUCUCUUGGCAAUUGGUAGAUUCAGAUGACUUGUUCGUUAGAUUGGAACCUCUUGCUGGGGUGGACGGAAGGACUUGGAGAAAAGUCGAGACCAAGUUCUCGUGUCCGAAAUCUUCGCCGUGGAAUAUUCUGGUUUGAGCAAUCCUGCAUCCAUAGGAAUGUGUGGGCCAUUUACGAAUCCUCUCCCUCAGAUGCAUCGUUUCGCAGUUCAUACUUUUCUCAGGGCGCAGUCCAACAAAUGUAAUUGGACUCCAAAGGUGCAUACAUUUUGUCAUGCUAGUGCCGAGAUAUGUCAGUCUUGGGUGGAUCGCAUCCAAGGGCUUAUUGACCGCGACCUUUCUCGACCGAAGAACUUGCUGGUAUUAAUCAAUCCUUAUGGUGGGAAAAAAGCUGGAGUUAGACAGUGGGAAACUGUUGCUCCUCUUUUCCAUAAAGCGGGAGUGAAGACGAAGGUGCUUUUGACUGAGAGAGCACAACAUGCUUAUGACUUGAUGGCACAGUCAACAGAAGAAGAAUUAAAGAAUUUGGACGGAGUCAUCGUUGUGGGUGGAGAUGGUUUGUUCAAUGAAGUUCUGAAUGGACUUGUGAUGCACCGGCACAAGGGUCAUCCUGCACCAAACCCGGAACGGGUACUUGAUUUGAUGGCCAAAAGAUGGAAAACAAAGAAAAGAAAUAAUUCCUCAAGUCAUUUACCAUCCGAGGAGGGUCUUCGAGCACUGUCGAAUAUGGAAAGGAAGAACGACCAAUCAUCUGGCCCUUCAUUUGAUGUCCAUUCUCCACUUCUCACCGAUUCUCCGUUGGAAUCUAGAGCAGUCAAUUCUACAUUUCUGCCUGCAGCAAGUAAAGACGUAGUUGGUUCUGCAAGUACACGAGAUCCUGGGAAGUUGCAGUACAGUGGUAGUAAUCGACAUAAAACGAAUGCCCCUCUUCGAAUAGGGAUCAUUCCAGCGGGAUCGACGGACACAGUUGCUAUAAGCACUACCGGUAGUCGCGAUCCUGUCACUGCAGCCCUACAUGUACUUCUUGGAGACAGCAUGCCGCUAGACAUCGUCAAAAUUACAGGAUGGAAGAAAACUCCCCAGUCUGUGGAUGAGCCUCCUCGAGUUCGAUAUGCAGCUUCAUUUGCUGGUUAUGGAUUUUAUGGAGAUGUAAUGAGAGAAAGUGAAAAUGCUCGGUGGCUGGGUCCUGCACGAUAUGAUAUUGCUGGAGUGAAGGUGUUUCUGAAACACAAAACAUACCAGGCAGAAGUUUCAUAUUUGGACAUCCCACAAAUUCCUGCAGGCUUGAAGAAUUUAACACCUCGUAAUGGGUCAUCUGAAAACUCAAAGCUUACUGAUCGAGCGCACAGAGUUAUUUGUCGUGUAAACUGUGGAAUUUGUGCCCAAGGAAUGGACUUGAACCAUCUUGUUGAUAGCGAUAGUGAAGAAGAGGAACUUGAAGAAGCUUCCGCAGAGUUGCAGGCAACAAAACCUAGAUGGAGAAGUUUACGUGGCUCUUUCCACAGCGUUGGGGGUGCAGUGAUGUCUUGCCGGAACGAUAAAGCGCCAGAUGGAUUAGCGGCACAUGCCCACCUUGCUGAUGGAUUGCUUCAUCUGAUUCUGAUUCGUAAAUGUUCAAGGCCAUCAUACUUAAGGCAGCUCAUUUCUUUAACUAGAAGAGGAGCAGACCCAUUCAAUUUUGACUUCGUUGAACAUUACAAAACUCCCGUAUUCACUUUCACAUCUGUUGGUGAAGAAAGCAUAUGGAAUAUUGAUGGAGAGCUUUUUCCAGCACAUCAGCUAACAGCCCAAGUCGCUAGAGGUUUGGUCAAUAUUUAUGCUCGCGGGCCAGAAGAUUGAGAACUCAUUCUUUUAUAAAAACAUCACUUUUAGAUUAGAGGUAUCCUUAGUUUCUUUAGUCAUAAAUCAAAGUACUCAUUCUCCUGAAGUCAAUGCUUCAGGGGACUGGUGUGAGGCUUGUGUAAGUAAGCAUCAAUAAAGUAAAACUUGUGUAUGAAGAUGAAGUUUAUACCAUACCGGUUGUAUUGCGUGGUCGUUCUGGCAGUAGGAUGAGUUUGAGUACUAAUGGAUGAUAAGUUCACGGAAAGAAUGUUUUAUUUUUUUGACUUACCUACGAGGUUGUCUUGUCCUGUGAUCUAUGGAGGCUAAUCCUAAGAUGCCAGCUGAAGUAUUUGUCGACCUGUUGGAGCCUUCUAUCAUAUCAGUAGCAAACUAUUGACGAAUAACGUAAACAUGAUGUGUAGCGGAUACUGUUUACAUUCCUGCUUUUGUUUUCAUGUCAUGAUGAUUGCAAGGUGAUUGCGAGUCUUCAGUAGAGUAAAAUGUUCAACUUAGUACUAUCUGUAUCCCAAAAUACAAUGGCGAUGUAGAGGGUGGAUGUUAUAUCACCGUUUAAAUGAAUGAACUCGAAUAAACACGAAGUAGACAGAUUAAAGAUGACUAAUUCUAUGUUCAUAGAUUGAAAAUAGUGACCGUUUCGAACUACGAGUGAGCAAGUUGGAC